This is a messenger RNA of Mastomys coucha (southern multimammate mouse), 879 nucleotides long. It is a transcript of the gene Rgn, whose product is annotated as regucalcin. NCBI's taxonomy places the organism in Eukaryota, Metazoa, Chordata, Mammalia, Rodentia, Muridae. The record is from RefSeq and is a predicted model, not a curated record. The transcript is spliced from 5 exons. The coding region runs from base 1 to 717 and encodes 238 amino acids. Gene Ontology annotation, molecular function: enzyme regulator activity; gluconolactonase activity; calcium ion binding. Gene Ontology annotation, biological process: L-ascorbic acid biosynthetic process.
AUGUCUUCCAUCAAAAUUGAAUGUGUUUUACGGGAGAACUACAGGUGUGGGGAGUCUCCUGUAUGGGAGGAAGCAUCCAACUCUCUACUGUUUGUAGAUAUCCCUUCAAAGAAUAUUUGUCGGUGGGAUCCGGUCAGCAAUCGAGUGCAGCGAGUUGCUGUGGGUACUAUGGCUGAGGAAACCGCCCCAGCUGUUCUUGAGCGGCACCAAGGGUCCUUGUACUCCCUCUUUCCUGAUCACAGUGUGAAAAAAUACUUUGACCAAGUGGACAUCUCCAAUGGUUUGGAUUGGUCCCUGGACCAUAAAAUCUUCUACUACAUUGACAGCCUGUCCUACACUGUAGAUGCCUUUGACUAUGACCUGCAAACAGGACAGAUUUCCAACCGCAGAAUUGUUUACAAGAUGGAAAAAGAUGAACAAAUUCCAGAUGGAAUGUGCAUUGAUGCUGAGGGAAAGCUAUGGGUGGCCUGUUACAAUGGAGGAAGAGUAAUUCGCCUAGAUCCUGAGACAGGGAAAAGACUGCAAACUGUGAAGUUGCCUGUUGAUAAAACAACUUCAUGCUGCUUUGGAGGGAAGGAUUACUCUGAAAUGUAUGUGACCUGUGCCAGGGAUGGGUUGAGUGCUGAAGGCCUUCUGAGGCAGCCUGAUGCUGGGAACAUUUUCAAGAUAACAGGUCUUGGGGUCAAAGGAAUUGCCCCAUAUUCCUAUGCAGGGUAAACUGCAGCUUUUCCUUGCUGUCAGAAGAAAAAGCUUUGAAGAUUACUGAAGAAUUAAGGGACUGAAAUCAAUGAAAUUUCAAUUUAGAUUUUUAAUGAGAUGGUGAUACUAUAGCAUGGUUAAGCUUUAAUUUACACUUUUGAUUGGGUGCUGGGGAAUAAA